AUGAUAACCGCACUUUAUUUGCCUUCCACAUUGGCGAUCAAACCUUGUCAACCACUAAGCAAGUUCGUGUCUUUAAUCCUGACAAUUCAGUCAGGAAGGACCAAAAUUCAACAACAUAACACUAGUACUGGAGGCAACAAGUUGAAAAGGCGUCCAUCCUCUUCCUCUUCCAAGUACGGUAGUAAGCAAGUGCCUGUAGAGAGCAACAUUUGCAUCCAUCUUUCUCUAGACCUUCAAAGGAUAAUUUCUCGUUAUCUACUUUCUCAAGAAGCAUACAUGAAUUUCCGCUUGGUGUGUAAAUUAUGGAGAUCCAUUGCCCCUCCAUUACGUUGGAAAGUGGUUGAUCAUGCGGCUCCUUGUUAUGAUCAAGACUCCAUGUGGCUUCUAUCUCUAAAUCAAAAGGAUGGUUUGUGCACCUUCUAUAAUCCCUUUAGAAAUUUGAAAUGUUAUAUGAGCAACAACGAUUUAGUAGGGUGUGAAAUUCGGUAUGCAAAAGAUGGAUGGCUUCUUGUGUCUAGGGGAAAGUCUCUCUUCUUACUUAAGCCUUCGCCUUCUGGGAAGCAAAUAAUCUAUCUCCCACAAAGAACAGACGACUAUUUCUGUGACUCUAUGUCAUUCUCAACUAAUUCUUCUGCCUGGGUAAUCUUUGGUAUAGCUUUCUUAAACUUGUUUCAAGUUAGGAUUUCAUAUUUGAGACAAGGCAGGGAUGAUGAAUGGACUAGUAUCACAAAGGACAAUGAUGUGCCUUUCCUAUUUUCAUCUUCUAGUCCGGUCUACUUUGGUGAAGAAUUUUGUGUCAUAGGCCAACACGGUGAUGUUGGUGUAUUUGGCUUCUUUAAAGACGGAACCCCUUACUGGGUUAUCCAUCAACUUUUUGAACUAUAUUCACCUCCUAUUUCUGGUGAUUACCGUUUGUUUUUAGUUCAACGUCAGGAUCAAAAUGUGCUACAUUCCGUAGUUGUCACACCACAACAUGAUGUUCAUGUUUAUGAACUACACUUUGGAGGGAACCUAAUAGUCACAUUAGUAAAACAAGUCGAAAAUUGGCUUUUUUUCACUAGCGAAGCCUCAUCUGUUGCUGUUUGUGGCAUGAACGUAAAUGUGGAUAAUGCAGUUUUCUUACCCACUUUCAACACUUGCAACGACUAUACCUACUACUCAUUGGAAGAUGCCGCUUUCAAAGUAUUGAAAGACAAUUGUACGAAUAAAACGCAAGAAAAAGAACUUUUAAAUCGUGUUUGGAUCCAUUGUGAACUGACAACGAAUUGA
Molecule: messenger RNA, 1269 nt
Organism: Solanum verrucosum
Lineage: Eukaryota; Viridiplantae; Streptophyta; Magnoliopsida; Solanales; Solanaceae
Exons: 2
Coding region: 1-1269 (422 amino acids)
Source: RefSeq, a predicted model, not a curated record